AUGUUUAGCAAAAGCUCCAUUCUGUUCGCAUUCCUCGUUCUUUCCGCAAUUUGCGUUAAUCAAGUGAGAGCCAAUCCUGCUAUCGCCCAUGGCUACGAUACGUUAGAGAUUUGCUUGGAGAACUGCGCUCAGUGCAAGAAGAUGCUGGGGUCGUGGUUCGAAGGACCACUUUGCGCGGAAUCCUGUGUCAAGUACAGAGGCAGGCUGAUACCAGAUUGUGAAGACUUCGCAUCCAUUGCUCCGUUCUUGAACAAACUG
Messenger RNA from Iphiclides podalirius (scarce swallowtail), 258 nucleotides. The record is from the annotation of a GenBank genome assembly. NCBI's taxonomy places the organism in Eukaryota, Metazoa, Arthropoda, Insecta, Lepidoptera, Papilionidae.